Odobenus rosmarus divergens (Pacific walrus) is the source of this 895-nucleotide messenger RNA. Its product is annotated as centrin-4-like. The record is from RefSeq and is a predicted model, not a curated record. NCBI's taxonomy places the organism in Eukaryota, Metazoa, Chordata, Mammalia, Carnivora, Odobenidae.
GUUGGGCAGCGCGGCUGGUGCCUGAGACCGGGAGGUCCCAGCUGAGGGCACCGGUUGGUGAUAUGGCAUCCAACUACUGCACAGGUUCAGACCAAGGGAAGAAAAGAGCAGCAAAACUUGAACUGAAUGAAACCCAAAAGCAAGAAAUUAAAGAGGCCUUUGAUUUAUUUGAUGUUGAUGGGUCUGGAACCAUAGAUGUGAAAGAACUGAAGAUUGCAACAAGCCUAGGAUUUGAACCAAAGAAAGAAGAAAUUAAAAAAAUGAUAGCUGAAAUCAACAAAGAAGGAAUUGGCACCAUUACUUUUGAAGAUUUUUUUGCCAUAAUGAGUGUAAAAAUGAGUGAAAAAGAUGAAAAAGAAGAAAUAUUGAAGGCUUUCAAAUUAUUUGAUGAUGAUGAUACUGGAAGCAUAACAGUAAACAAUAUCAAGAGGGUUGCUAAAGAACUGGGGGAAAAUUUAACAGAUGAUGAACUUCAGGAAAUGCUUGAUGAAGCUGAUCGUGACAGGGAUGGAGAAAUAAAUGAGGAAGAAUUUUUGAGAAUGAUGAAAAAGACCACUCUUUAUUAAUACUUUUUUUAUUCCUUCUGGAAAGUUGUUAACAACUUUAUAUUUGCUACACAGUUCCAUCAUAUCUGAAUGUAUUUUCAAUUUUUAGUUUAUAUGCACAGAUUGGUCUCUUGAUGUUUAAUCCAUGUGAGAAAUUACAUGUUUCUACCAAUAUGUUGUUAAAUCUGCAGCAUCAAGAAACAAAGGAAAUGUAAUGAUUUCUGUGAACCAUGGAUCCCAAACCAGUAUUAAUUCCAACUGCUUACUUUUAAAGCUCCAGGGUCUGAAGACUUAGAAUUUUUUUAAGUUUAAUGAAAUUGACCCCACAUCCAAAUGAAUUUGGCAGGUAA